AUGACGCAACGCUUUCUAUUUCUUAUUUUUCUAACUUUAAUUAUCUUAAUUUGUAAGAUAAACUCUGAUGGUCAUUUUCAUGAACAUGAUCAUGGACAUGCUCACGACCAUGGACAUGCUCACGAUCAUGGACAUGCUCACGACCACGGACAUGCUCACGAUCAUGGUCAUGCUCAUGAAGAACCACCUUCAUUUAAAUAUUCUCGAGAAGCAAAUGAACUUCAUCAUGGACAUUCUCAUUCACAUAAUGAAGAAGCAGUAACUUAUCCUCCACCACAUUAUAAUGAAGGAAGUGAUGACGAUGAUGAUUAUGAGGAUAUAUCGGCACCAUUUUCUGUUAUGUCUUGGGCAAUUUUUUCAACAAUUGGAAUAAGUUUAGCACCUGUUGUUAUUUUAUUUUUUAUUCCUGUUAGUAAUAGUCCAACACAUCAAUCACUUUUAAAAAUUCUUUUAAGUUUUGCAUCUGGUGGUUUAUUAGGUGAUGCAUUUUUACAUUUAAUACCUCAUGCAAUGUCAUCUUAUGGUAGUAAUCAAAAUCAUGAACAUGGACAUUCUCAUUCUCAUGAACAUAGUCAAGCAGCUGAUUUUCGUGUUGGUUUAUAUAUUCUUUUAGGAAUAUUUCUUUUUCUUAUUACUGAAAAAUUUGUUCGACAUAUAAAAGGUCAUGGACAUUCCCAUAGUCAUGCUCAUGAACAAGCUGCACCUAUUAUAUCAGAACAUAAGGAUGAUGAUGGUGAUAAAGAUGAUAAUGAUGAUGAUGAUGACAAUGGUAAGAAAAAAGGAAAAAAAUCACCAAAAAAAGCCAAAACACAACCAGUAGUAGUACACAGUGAUAUGAAAAUAUCUGGUUAUUUAAAUUUGAUUGCUGAUGCUCUUCAUAAUUUUACUGAUGGAUUGGCUAUUGGUUCAUCAUAUUCACUUGGACGAAAACUUGGAUCAGUAACAACAUUUGCAAUAUUUCUUCAUGAAAUUCCACAUGAAAUUGGUGAUUAUGCUAUUUUAAUUCAAAAUGGAUGUAGUCGAAAAAAAGCAAUGCUUUUACAAUUAACAACAGCUAUUGGUGCUUUACUUGGUUGUUUAAUUGGUCUUUUAUUUCAUUCAGCUGGUGCGCAAAUAUGGGCAGCACAAACAUUUCUUCCAAUAACAGCUGGCGGUUUUAUUUAUAUAGCAACUGUUAGUGUUAUACCAGAAUUAUUAGCAACAAAUACUGGAUUUAAACAAUCAGUAUUAGAAAUGAUUGCAUUAAUUAUUGGUGUGGCUUUUAUGGUUUUUGUCUCACUUUUUGAGUGA
Rotaria sp. Silwood2 is the source of this 1290-nucleotide messenger RNA. Lineage: Eukaryota; Metazoa; Rotifera; Eurotatoria; Philodinida; Philodinidae. The record is from the annotation of a GenBank genome assembly.